CUCUGCCAAUGGUUUCCUGAUCGGCGGGAACGGCCGAGAGAUCCCGAGAACAGCGUAUACACAGCCCUGGACUUUUCUCAGCCGUUAGGAGAAGCAAGAGCUCAUCUAACGCAGCCGCCUCGUUACUGUGAUCUUUUGGAGCGUUGGAAGGUGGAAUUGAGAUGGAAGGAGGAGAGAACGAGAGUGUUACUGCUAGGAGAUUGUCUUUCAUUUUACUGGAGCAAGAAUCACUGUAUUAUGACAGGCGUGCACACACUCAUUCUUAGCGAUUCCAUGUGUCUCCAACAGCGUCUACAUAGUGCUCUAAUUUUAACAUUUACCAACUUUAUACCACAAUUCAUAUUCAUGUUUCAAAGAAAAAAUGUUAUUUGCUUUCUGCAAUCAUGUGGUUUUGGUCCUCUGUUAAAGUUGUUGUCAGUUGUUGCGGUUGGUGUCUUCACAAACCAUUCAUCACUAUUAUGUUUAUAUUAAAUUCAAACCCACGAAGUAUAAUACCUCAAUCCACAAGACCAUACAUCUGCAUGAAAAUAUAAUACCUCAAUGAGUGAGGUGACCAUACCUGA
Messenger RNA from Geodia barretti, 563 nucleotides. NCBI's taxonomy places the organism in Eukaryota, Metazoa, Porifera, Demospongiae, Tetractinellida, Geodiidae. The record is from the annotation of a GenBank genome assembly.